Molecule: messenger RNA, 1760 nt
Organism: Odobenus rosmarus divergens (Pacific walrus)
Lineage: Eukaryota; Metazoa; Chordata; Mammalia; Carnivora; Odobenidae
Gene: CDK9
Product: cyclin-dependent kinase 9
Exons: 7
Coding region: 116-1234 (372 amino acids)
Biological process (GO): protein phosphorylation
Cellular component (GO): nucleus
Molecular function (GO): ATP binding; cyclin-dependent protein serine/threonine kinase activity
Source: RefSeq, a predicted model, not a curated record
GUGGAGGCGGAAGUGGCGCGGCCGCGGAGGGGCCUGGAGCACGGCGGCGGGACCCGGAGCGGGAGCAGCGGCGGCAGCGGCUGGGGGCGGCGGCAGCGGCGCGCUGGAGGCGGCCAUGGCAAAGCAGUACGACUCGGUGGAGUGCCCGUUUUGUGAUGAGGUGUCCAAAUAUGAGAAGCUCGCUAAGAUCGGCCAAGGCACCUUCGGGGAGGUGUUUAAGGCAAAGCACCGUAAGACCGGCAAAAAGGUGGCUCUGAAGAAAGUGCUGAUGGAGAACGAGAAGGAGGGGUUCCCCAUUACAGCCUUGCGGGAAAUCAAGAUCCUCCAACUUCUAAAACAUGAGAAUGUGGUCAACUUGAUUGAGAUCUGUCGAACCAAAGCUUCCCCCUAUAACCGCUGCAAAGGCAGUAUAUACCUAGUGUUUGACUUCUGCGAGCAUGACCUUGCUGGGCUGCUGAGCAAUGUCUUAGUCAAGUUCACACUGUCCGAGAUCAAGAAGGUCAUGCAGAUGUUGCUCAACGGCCUCUACUACAUCCACAGAAAUAAGAUCCUGCACAGGGACAUGAAGGCAGCUAAUGUGCUCAUCACUCGCGAUGGGGUUCUGAAGCUGGCAGACUUUGGGCUGGCCCGGGCCUUCAGCCUGGCCAAGAACAGCCAGCCCAACCGCUAUACCAACCGUGUGGUGACACUCUGGUACCGGCCCCCGGAGCUGUUGCUCGGGGAGCGGGACUACGGCCCCCCCAUUGACCUGUGGGGUGCUGGGUGCAUCAUGGCGGAGAUGUGGACCCGCAGCCCUAUCAUGCAGGGCAACACCGAGCAGCACCAGCUUGCCCUCAUCAGCCAGCUCUGUGGCUCCAUCACCCCUGAGGUAUGGCCCAAUGUGGACAAGUACGAGCUAUUUGAGAAGCUGGACCUGGUCAAGGGCCAGAAACGGAAGGUGAAGGACAGGCUGAAGGCCUAUGUGCGAGACCCCUACGCGCUGGAUCUCAUCGAUAAGUUGCUGGUGCUGGAUCCCGCGCAGCGCAUCGACAGUGACGACGCCCUCAACCAUGAUUUCUUCUGGUCAGACCCGAUGCCCUCGGAUCUCAAGGGCAUGCUGUCCACCCACCUGACGUCCAUGUUCGAGUAUCUGGCGCCACCGCGCCGGAAGGGCAGCCAGAUCACCCAGCAGUCCACCAACCAGAGCCGCAAUCCCGCCACCACCAAUCAGACGGAGUUCGAGCGUGUCUUCUGAGGGCCAGCUGCCCGUGCUUUUCGUUAGGGCAGUUUUAUUCUGCUUUGUGACUUGGACUGUGGAGAUGAUGGGGCAUUUGAGUUUUCUAGUGCUUAUUUCAUUUCAUCCCCACCCUGGGCACUGGGAACACCAGCUGAGCGGACUGGAGGAAAGCUUUGGCUGAAAGGCCAGGAGGGCACUGGGGUGCCUCGCCUUGUUCCCUGGCUUUACAUUUACCUUCAGACAGGAAUGGGGUGGGAGGAGAGGCACAUCCCACCAAUGGCUUUUUCUAAGAGUUUCCAGCAUGAUAGGAAGGGACAGGUGCCUCGCCUAUUGCCAGCCCUCCUCUCAGGAUGAGAAACUUGUGUGGGGGACAGAACUGGCCCCAGGAGUGGGCUACUCUUGGCCCAACCCUCAGAAGCCCUGGGGCUGGCAAAAACUUGGUUUCUUCAAUAGAGAAUUUUAUCGUGUUUCUUUUGUUCAGUUUUGAGACAUUCCUGGACACCAUUUGGUCAGUUAUAAUUAAAGUUGACUUCUUUUUCAGUAA